UCUGAUUGGCUGCAGCCCGACCUUUCACUUAUCACGUGGUUUAAAAACUUCAGCAGGAUGGCGCGGGAACUUGUCACACUUUCACAGCGUUGAGCUCUCAGUUUGUCAACGUUUUGUUUACUGGUUUCUCGGGACAAGCUGAAAUUGCCAACAUGAGCGUGUUGGAGGUGAGGUUCGUCGGGGACGGAGAUGUCGUGGAGCACAUCGUGGACAAACAGGAGGGAGUGCAGAGCGGCGCGGGCUCUGUUCAGAAGAUGGUGAAGUUUAAGAGCCCCGCUGGACGACGGGGGGCCAAAGAGGAUUCAGAUCAGGAUGGAGAUGAAAAUACAUUCCUCGAUGAGCAGAAUUAUAUCCAGGCUUUGGGAACAGACAACACAGAAGAAGACGAUGAUGGUUUGUCAAGAGUGGCUGGAUCCUCCAUUUUCACUUUUCAGAAGGUCAAACGCAGCCACAGUAUGGCCCAGACUGCGUGUGAGUUGGCUCGGACACCUGGGAAGAGUGUGAGCUUCAGUAUGACCCCGAACGCAGAGCCUGCCACUCCCACCCGAACGGGACGCAACAACAGAGGUGAAUGCAGGACACCACAGAGGAGUAAAAAGGUUCAGUUUGUCUCCACAACACCACACAGGCUGAGGAAGAGGAUGACAACUCCCAGCCUCCGGUCGGACAGUGACAGCGAGCUGUCGCCCUCUGACUCUGGGGAGGAAGAGGAGAAUGAAGACGGGCCAGAGGAAGAGCAGAAAGUAAAGAAAGAAGAGAAGGAGAAUGUGAAGAACCCAAGAACUCCUAGUAAAGGUUUAUCUGCAGCCCUUUACAAGACACCCGCCAAGAAGAGCAAGAACGCCGCUGAACCUCUGAACCAGCCCACUAUGAUAGAGGAGUAUUUCGAGGCUCACGGCAGCUCGAAGGUCCUGACAUCUGACCGCACCCUGGAGCGUAUGCACACCCCAAAACUUGACAGGGAGACGCUGGUCCAGCUUCUAGAGGGAAAAGCAUCCUGCUACGCAAAAGAGAUCCAGCAGCUGCACAACAAACACAAAAAGCACUUUAGCAAAUGGAUGUUACAGUUACAGUUGGGGUUCAGUGUGCUCGUCUAUGGUUUGGGCAGUAAGAAAGCUCUGCUGGAGGACUUUCGUGUAUCUUAUUUGUCUCAAGAAUUACAUGUUGUGGUCAAUGGAUUUUUCCCUUCCAUCACCCUUAAAUCAAUAUUAAAUGCUCUGACAUGUGAGGUUCUGGAGCACCAGGGAAGUUUCCGAACACCCUCAGAUCAGAUCCAGUUCAUAGCUCAGACCCUCAAAGACAGCCCAGAUCUCCACGUGUACUUGCUCAUCCACAAUAUUGACGGACCGAUGCUUCGAGGAGAGAAAACCCAGAGUGCACUAGGGCAUCUGGCAUCCCUCCCCAACCUGCACUUGUUGGCUUCUUUAGACCACAUUAACGCUCCACUGGUGUGGGACCAGUUUAAGCAGAGUCAGUUUAACUGGCUGUGGUGGGAGUGUGUGACGUUCCAGCACUACUCAGAGGAGACAUCGUACGAAAACUCUCUCCUCGUGCAGCAGACGGGAGCUCUCGCUCUGUCGUCCCUCACGCAUGUGCUCCGCAGCUUGACUCCCAACGCAAGAGGAAUCUUCAAACUGCUGGUAAAAUUCCAGCUGGAAAACAAAGACAAUCCUUCAUACACAGGAUUGUCGUUCCAAGAUUUCUACCAGCGUUGUCGAGAGGCCUUCUUGGUGAACUCUGACCUCACGCUGAGGACUCAGCUGACGGAGUUCAGAGACCACAAACUGAUUAGGACACGCAAGGGUGCAGAUGGAGUGGAGUGCCUGAUCGUUGCAGUUGAUGCAAGCACGUUGAUGGAUUUCCUGGAGAACGAGGAGGGCGACUAAGACCUCAGACUUACUUCACUCAUAAUUUAUGAACUGUCUUUUCCAGCAAACAUUUUAGUUGUGUCGAUGACUAUUAAAGACUUAAUUACAUCCGAUUAAAUUUGAUAGCGAGCCCUGCCUGCACGAUUUAAAUCAAAAGUCCCGGUAAAGUAUCUUGUCUUGUUCUCAAUGUCCCUCCGUAGCACUGUGACAUACACACUACGUGCAAUUAAAGGCAACACUUGAA
Mugil cephalus (flathead mullet) is the source of this 2112-nucleotide messenger RNA. RefSeq names its product origin recognition complex, subunit 2 (gene orc2). Gene Ontology annotation, molecular function: DNA replication origin binding. The record is from RefSeq and is a predicted model, not a curated record. The transcript is spliced from 16 exons. Gene Ontology annotation, cellular component: nucleus; nuclear origin of replication recognition complex. Gene Ontology annotation, biological process: DNA replication. NCBI's taxonomy places the organism in Eukaryota, Metazoa, Chordata, Actinopteri, Mugiliformes, Mugilidae. Bases 153 to 1886 code for a protein of 577 amino acids.